UAUGCCAUAAGGUUUGUCAAAGAACAUUUUGCGAAUAAGUUCGAACGGUUAUUAAUACUGCUGUGACUUUGACUGACUCGGCGGGGGGCAAAGAAUGCAACCGGAAUAUCUCGUCAUCACCCCGACGGUUGGUUUAUGCGAUCACAAGUGUCAACUUUUGGCAAGAUUGAUGAAGGUUUGCGUGAACAUAUGAUUUGUAAUAGAGAAGCCUAUCGUUGUAUACACAGUAUGCGUCGAUACUCCGUCGACCCUACGCCAUGGUGGAUGAUCAAUUGUGCCCUUCUUCUACUUGUUCGCCCGCUGAUCGGUCGAUUUGUGAUAUUACCUACGCUUAGCUGUUCAUGCAUAAAGCAUCAGUUAUCGUAAUAACCCUAUUCAGAGGUGAUGGGGCAGCAGAACCUAGUAGUGCAUGACAAGAUCGAUUGAUUCAACUCAUACCCUUUAUGUCAACC
This is a messenger RNA of Aspergillus vadensis CBS 113365, 452 nucleotides long. RefSeq lists its product as uncharacterized. Lineage: Eukaryota; Fungi; Ascomycota; Eurotiomycetes; Eurotiales; Aspergillaceae. The record is from RefSeq and is a predicted model, not a curated record. The transcript has a single exon. The coding region runs from base 136 to 366 and encodes 76 amino acids.